Messenger RNA from Tribolium castaneum (red flour beetle), 4248 nucleotides. It is a transcript of the gene mesh, whose product is annotated as mesh. The transcript is spliced from 7 exons. Lineage: Eukaryota; Metazoa; Arthropoda; Insecta; Coleoptera; Tenebrionidae. The coding region runs from base 134 to 4171 and encodes 1345 amino acids. Gene Ontology annotation, biological process: cell-matrix adhesion. The record is from RefSeq and is a predicted model, not a curated record.
UCAGUCAUAAUGAUAAAAAUGAAACAUUAGAUGAAUCAGAUAGUCCGAGCACCUGUAACAGAAAAGAUUCGAAUUUUCUCUCGUACAUGCUUUUUUUCUAAAACUCGAAAAUCGGCAUCUGCCGUCUACGAAAAUGUUGACAAAGUGUGUGUUGGUGAUUCUUCUACUAAGUGCAUACAACCAAGCUCAAGAAAUAAACACCAGCGAUGUAGAAAUUUUAUCAAAAAAUGAUCCCCAACCACCGCUGGUUAAUCAAGUGGACGAAAAUCCGAAUCAGGGUGGAAACGACGACAGACCGGAUCAACCGGAAAACGAAAGAGAAAAAUCAGUCCCUAAUAACACCACCAAAUUAGAUACUUCUGACGAUGCGGUUGAAGUUUUUGAAUCGCCAGAUGUAGUUUUGCGCAAAGGGCCUAACGGAAAAUAUAUGUUUGAUUAUGGCGACAAUUACGACCCAAUGACCUCGCGCUACGCCCCUCAGGAAGACAGUCAGAGAGGUCGCGCCGGGCCCCCUUACGUCAUCACGGAAGCCCGCCUUAAAGAAAUCCGGGAACACUUCAUGUACCCUUACUAUGACCGCGGUGGCAAUGCUGAUAACGAAGGAGAUUAUCAAAAAGCCAUCCAGACAUCAACCCCCCAAGUACACAAAAAUCUCAACUUCCAGUUGCCCUUCUUCGGCUUUAGAUACAACUACACUCGAGUCUCUCUAAACGGUUAUCUGGAAUUCAGUGACCCGCCCCAAAAUUACGAAACCUAUCCUUUGGUAUUCCCGGUGAAAGACUGGCCGAAAAAGAACGAUCCGGCUUUCAUUGGGAUUUUUUACAGCAAAUGCCGGAUUGGCAAUUUGCGAGUUGAGGAUAUCGACCAGAGAAUGCCCGGCGUUUACUUCCGGCUUGAACGGGAUUUGAGGGAACGGAACGACCAGAUGGGCGUUGAGAUUAGGGAACGCUUGAAGUGGGAUAUCCGAGAGGGUGUUAUUGGGGCUGAUAACUUCAACCCUAAACACGCCAUUAUUGCCACUUGGAAGAACGUUUCUUUUGCUGGAGGGUUCGCCAACGCGCUGUACAAAACCAACACCUUCCAGCUGGUUUUGGCCACUGAUGAAGUCUACACCUAUGCCAUGUUUAAUUACUUGAACCUUGACUGGACCAGUCAUACUGAAGCCGGUGGUGACACCAUCAAUGGUGAGGGCGGUAUUCCCGCAUAUGUGGGCUUUAACGCAGGAAACGGUACUCGAUCGUACCAAUACGUGCCAUACAGUCAAAAUUCGGUCAUUCGAGACCUGACUGGGACUGGUUUCGGUAAUGAAAAAAAAGGGCGCCACUAUUUCCGAAUCGACGAAAACAUUUACCUUGGAAGUUGCAAUAAGGACAUCGACGGUGCUAACUUAGACCUGUUUUUCGCACCAGAAAGCGGAAACAUGCUCGGCGGCACCAUUGUUAACAUCACAGGCCCGUGUUUUAAACCAACCGACCAGAUUAUUUGCAAAUUUGACACUGCUGACGAAGUUUACGGCGUUGUGGUCAGCAGCAAUCGGGCGAUUUGCAUCCAACCGCCACUUUUGGUCGAAGGAUAUGUCAAGCUUGAGAUCGCGAUUGGACCCGGAACAUACAAAUGGAAGGGGAAAUAUUAUGUUGAAACCCCGGCAACUGCCACUCAAAAAAUCUUCUUCGACGACAUGAGCUACAACGAGAAAUCGCCGGCCGAGAUUGGCUUCACUUGGGAAAAGCAGAAUUUAACAACGAACGAAAACGCCAACAUCCGAAUUUCGCUUUGGGGGUACCGGGAGACGAGCGUCCGACCUGACUUCCUCUACAUUACCGAUUUGGCCGAGAAUGUGCAAAACACGGGGUCGUACAAGAUUAUCCCGUCAACGUACAAGAACCGCAACAAUGAGAAAUUGAUUGAUAUACAAUUUGGUUUCAUUCAAAUCAACUUGACUGAGUCCAUUCCGGUGACCAACAAGAACGGACAAGGCGAGGUCAAGAUAACCCCUCUGAUAUGGAGCCGCCCGAUACCUUUAGGCUGGUACUUCGGGCCGCAGUGGGAGCGCAAAUAUGGCACAAACUGGCCCAAGUAUCUCUGCGAUAAUUGGCUCAAAGACGACAGAUAUUUGAAGAAUUUUGCCAGCGAACUGCCGCAGUGUCCGUGCACUUUGCAACAGGCCUUAGCGGACAAGGGGCGCUUUAUGCCAGAUUUUGACUGCGACAAAGAUGCCAAUCCCAAGUGCUACUUCCACCGACAAGCCGUGCACUGCGUCAAAACGGGCUCACCCUCGUUGCAAGGAGCGGAACAGCAAUGCUGCUACGACAAAAACCACUACUUGAUGUUAUCCUACGACCAGAAAUGGGGCUCCUACCCGCGCCGUAGCCACAACCUUGGCUACCUCCCUUGGUACGAAUCGACCAAAGUCCCGACUUUAUCCCAAUGGUACAACGACAUGAUCCCUCGCUUCGUCUGCUGCUUGUGGCAAGAGGAAACCGCCGUUGGUUGUGAAACCCUCCGAUUUGAAAGACGUCCAACCCAAGAUUGCGUAGCUUACCAAGCCCCGGCUGUUGCCGGUGUUUACGGUGACCCCCACAUCCUCACAUUCGACGAUCUCCCUUACACCUUCAACGGAAAAGGCGAAUUUGUUUUGGUCAAGUCGGAAAGUGUGCGAAAUCGCUUGGAAAUCCAAGCCAGGUUCGAGCAAAUGCCCAUGAAUGCCUAUGGCGAAGUAAGGGCCACGCAGUUGACUUCGGUGGUGGCUAGAGGCAAUAGUACCACGAUUAUUGAGAUCAGGAGACGGCCACAAGAGGCUAGGUGGAGGUAUCGGCUUGAUGUGAUCGCCGAUAGGAGGAGGAUUUACUUCGAUAGGCCUUCACUCAAAUUCCAACACUUCCCCGGAGUUACAGUUUACACCCCGACUUAUAUUUUCAACCAGUCGGAAGUUAUCGUGAUGUUUGAUUCAGGGGCGGGUCUUGAAGUUGUCGAAAAUAACGGGUAUUUGACGGCGCGGGUUUACCUCCCGUGGUCAUUUAUCAACCAAACGCGCGGUCUUUUCGGCAAUUGGAGCUUCGAUAUCAUGGACGAUUUUACGCUCCCUAACGGUGACAAGAAAGGGGUUGUGACUAAUUUGAACGACAUGUCGAGCGUUUACACCGACUUUGGUAUGAAAUGGAUGUUGGAUGAUGUGGGAGAUGACCAGAAAGGCGCCGCUCUUUUCUUCCGAGAGCACGGAAAAACUGCCUCAUCUUACAACAACAAAACGUUCGUCCCCGAGUUCAGAAUGUCCAUAGAAGAAUUAAUCCCCGAAAAUCGCUCCGAGUACCGUAGCAGGGCUUACGAUUUAUGCACUGCAACAAACUACGAGUGCUUGUACGACUAUGCCAUGACUUACAACAGGGAUGUUGCCCACUUUUCGGCCAACUACAAAGCUUCCAUUAAGGAACUUAAAGAGACGAAUCGCGACAAUAUUGUGUCUUGUGGCGUCCUGGAAACGCCUCGUUUUGGACGCAAGGACACGUUCCUGUUUGUGCCAGGCACCAAAGUCACUUUUGAGUGCAGCCAGGACUUUAUUUUGGUCGGGGAUCAGAGACGGGAGUGUUUGUCAACCGGCGAGUGGAACAUACCGGAAUAUGGCUACACCGAGUGUUUACGCCAUCAGGAGUAUUCGUCGAGAAAGGCGGCCAUAACCGGGGGCAUAGUACUAGCCGUCAUUAUACCAAUAUUACUAAUAAUCGCGUUUUGCGCGUUCAGUUUGUUCAAACGACUUGCGAACGACAAAAGUUCGUGGCAAUACAAUGCUGUUAAAAGCUCACGACCGUUGAGUCCGAUGUCGGAUGAUGGGUCUUCGCUCCGUAGUCCCGUUCCGAGUGACCGCUCGAGUACUAGCAGUUUAGGCAAAAAGAGGCGAAGUUAUGAUAAGGUUUACCGUACUCAUGAGCCCUUGGAAGGGUUGCCGGAGACAGAGUUUGAGGAAAAGCCGUGGGACCCCAACGAAUUUGAACCCGACAGUAAACCAACAAGCCCGACUUCGAUCAUUUACACCCAGCCCUUCAGUAAACCUGACUUGGUCAAGUUUCAGUCAAAUCCGAACUUGGAUCGGUUCACUUACAACUCCGAUGAUUACACACUGCCGGUGAAAAAGAACCGAAUGAGCAGUCAGAGCAGCGUAAUAACCGAUGUUUAGUCCCUAGCAUGUGGAAUAUGCUGUGCUAUUUCAUAUUCAUAACUGUACAAUUUUUUAAAUAAACUUGUAAAACACAA